AUGCGCCAAGGCGGGAAAACGAUAAUUUUCUGUGCAGCGGGUGUGAGUCGAUCGGCCGCUCUAUGUCUUGCCUAUUUGGUGAAAGGUGAAGGGUUCACACUCAAGGACGCAUAUCAUCAUCUCAAUCAGCGCCGUCCAAUCGUUUCACCGAAUGUCGGCUUCUGGCGUCAAUUGAUCGACUAUGAGAAAGAGGCGAAAGGGGAUUCAACCGUCAACUUGAUCACUGGCCAGUUUUCAAUAAAAUCCACGAAAACCUGCAGAAUGGCUCGUCCGGUGCCGGAUGUCUACUUGCAUCGAACCCUCAAAACU
Messenger RNA from Mesorhabditis belari, 309 nucleotides. Lineage: Eukaryota; Metazoa; Nematoda; Chromadorea; Rhabditida; Rhabditidae. The record is from the annotation of a GenBank genome assembly.